AUGGAUUGGGCGCGGUGUUUCAGCCCCGGCAGAGAAGAAGACCUCUUCCCUCCAUUGCCAACCACAUCGCUCAAGAAAUUCACCUACAAGAAACUGAGAAAAGCCACCGGAAAAUUCAACGCCGGCAACAGAAUCGGCGAGGACACCUACAAGGGAACCCUCCGCCGCGGCCUCCACAUUAACCCCCCCGUCGCUGACCGCGACGCGCCGAAGACGAUGGAGGUAAUCGUCAGAAACCUCAGCCGCGGCCUCCAGCCGGGAGAUCUCCCCAAAUGCCUCAACGAAAUCAAGAAACUCGAGAAGAUUUCGCACCCGAACCUCGUCCACCUCGUCGGAUACUGCGCCGAGCCGGACCGGCGCCGCGAAAAUCGGGCCUAUUGUUUCCUCGUAUUCGACCUCGUCAAGAACGGCAGCGCGCACGACCGCCUCCUCGACUACGAGAAGCCCCACAAACCCCUCGCCUGGGAGAGGCGGAUCCGAAUCGCCAUCCAAACCGGGCUCGCAUUGGAACACCUCCACGAACACGGCGUAAUGUACCGAACCUUCGGCUCGCGGUGCGUACUUUUAGACGAGGAACUAAACGUCAAGCUAUCGUACGCCGUUUUCCCCAAAUUAAACGUGUACAAAACCAUAGCCGACCUUCACAAAGAGGCCGACCCCACAUUAACCCCGGAAUCCAUCACAAUGUUCCUAUCCAGAGCCCCGGAGCUCUUCACCUCGUACUCGACCACGAAGGAGAACGAUGUUUGGGGGUUCGGAAUAUUCCUGUGCGAGCUGCUCAUGGGGAAACCCCUGUCCUCCGCUCCGGACCAGGAAACGCCGGUGCUGGAUGUGCUGAUGAAGUGCUUUUCCGAUCGGAGCAUUAUGGAGACGAGCAUGGAUCCGAGGCUGAUCAGGGGGGAACAGAGGUUUUAUGAUCCGGCCACGGUGCUGAAGAUGGUGACGAUCGCCGGAAUGUGCCUGCAGAAACGGCCUGAAGCACGGCCUUCAAUGAAGCAGAUCAAUAAGUUGUUGGACAAGAUUUCUGAGUCCAAGGUCGAGUAUGUCGAUGAAGAAUUAGAGUCUUUCGACCACUAA
Molecule: messenger RNA, 1077 nt
Organism: Ipomoea triloba (trilobed morning glory)
Lineage: Eukaryota; Viridiplantae; Streptophyta; Magnoliopsida; Solanales; Convolvulaceae
Product: serine/threonine-protein kinase PCRK1-like
Exons: 1
Coding region: 1-1077 (358 amino acids)
Biological process (GO): protein phosphorylation
Cellular component (GO): plasma membrane
Molecular function (GO): protein kinase activity; ATP binding
Source: RefSeq, a predicted model, not a curated record